This is a messenger RNA of Peronospora matthiolae, 1245 nucleotides long. NCBI's taxonomy places the organism in Eukaryota, Oomycota, Peronosporomycetes, Peronosporales, Peronosporaceae. The record is from the annotation of a GenBank genome assembly.
AUGGUGCUCGCCCGUCGACACGACAAGCGGCGCGGCAACGAGAGCGAUGCGCUCCCAGUGGCCAGUACCAACGUAUCUAUUGGCGCGAACAAGGGCGUGCGGUCGCUCAGUGGCGCGCGUUCCGGGCGCUUUGCUGCGGACAUGCGCGCGCACGUCGGAGGCUACGGCCGCGCCGAUCAGACGUGGGGGGUGGACCAUCCAUGGCACUCGAGCGGGGGAGGCGCGUUGUUUGCGCAAUUGUGUGCCAAAGACCAUAUGGAAGAGGGUGUAAGCGAAGGAGAUGGCGACGCUGAGGAUCAGAUGAAGGAGACGCCUGGGCGUGGCCUCAGUCGGGCGCAGCUGAAGAAGCGCAAGGCGAAGCUCCAGAAAACGGGGUUAUCGGCGCAAGAGGCGGCGGCGAAGGCGCUGGAGGAGGCGAAAGAAGCGGCGCAACGACGCAACGACGAGGAGCUGCGACGGCUGGAGCAGGUGAAGAAGGAGCGGCAGGACGCUGCGCUGCGGAAGAAGCAGAAGAAGCAGCAGGAAAAGUCCACGUUGGCGACAAAACUAGUGGACGAGAAGGAGGUCGAGGCGAAGCGAGCGGAGAAACGCAAAGUGGAGAAGCAAAAGAAAAAGGACGAGCGACAGAGAGUCGUUGAGCAGACGGAGCAGCAGCGGCAGGUGGAGCUGGAGGCGAUCAAGACGCGCGAGACACUGGCGGGUGUCUAUGAGAAGGUCGUUGGUAGUGAAGUUACGACCAAGAGUGGCUUGGUCUUGCAGGAUCAGCGCAUUGGCAAGGGGAAGCUGCCAUCUUGUGGCGACAUGCUUACGGUCAAGUACCGUGGGCGACUUGGACGCGACGGACUAGUGUUUGGCAAAGGCAUGCUCACGACGACGUUUGGCACAGGGUCGGUCAUUGCUGGAUGGGAAGAAGGUAUGGCAACGAUGCGUCCCGGCGGUGUACGGUUAUUAACGAUCCCGCCUGAGCUGGGCUACGGAGAAAGCGGGAAGGGCGACAAGAUCCCGCGCAACUCGACGCUGUUUUUCGAAGUGGAUCUCGUGCGCAUUGGCAAGCGGAAACGCGAGGCCAUUGACGAGAGCGACAUCCCGCUGCCCAAUGCGUUCCAGCGCAAGCGUAUCAAGCAGACAUCAGGCAAACAGUGCGACGAGAAGGAGAACGACGGGGACGGGAAGCUGUCCAAGAGCCAACAGAAGCGAAGACGCCGGAAUCGGAUCAAGAACCAGAGUGAGGCAGUUGCUACUUGA